Messenger RNA from Penicillium alfredii, 723 nucleotides. RefSeq names its product protein-L-isoaspartate O-methyltransferase. The coding region runs from base 1 to 723 and encodes 240 amino acids. The record is from RefSeq and is a predicted model, not a curated record. NCBI's taxonomy places the organism in Eukaryota, Fungi, Ascomycota, Eurotiomycetes, Eurotiales, Aspergillaceae. The transcript has 2 exons. Gene Ontology annotation, cellular component: cytoplasm. Gene Ontology annotation, biological process: protein modification process. Gene Ontology annotation, molecular function: protein-L-isoaspartate (D-aspartate) O-methyltransferase activity.
AUGGCGUGGUAUUGUUCCGGCUCAACCAACAUUGAACUGGUGGAGAACCUGUUCAAGGUCGGUCUGAUCAAAAAUGAACGAGUGAAACAAGCUAUGAUCGGCGUGGAUCGCGCCCACUAUGCCCCGUCGCGCCCAUACUCGGACUCCCCCCAACCCAUUGGGUACGGUGCCACCAUUUCCGCACCCCACAUGCAUGGCCACGCGUGCGAGUACCUCAUCGACUACUUGAAACCCGGGGCACGGGUGUUGGAUAUUGGGUCGGGCUCUGGAUACUUGACUCAUGUCCUGGCCAACCUCGUGAUAGACUCCUCCGACACUGGCCCGGGCCAGGUUAUUGGCGUGGAUCACAUCCCGCAACUGGUGGACCUAGCCCGGAAUAAUAUGAACAAGUCAGACAAGGGCCAAGAACUACAGGCUUCCGAGAAGGUGCGGUUCAUCACGGCCGACGGGCGCCUGGGAUGGAAGGACGGGGCUCCGUAUGAUGCAAUCCAUGUCGGCGCAGCUGCUGAAGAGCUUCAUUCCGUUCUGGUGGACCAACUGCGGGCUCCCGGCCGGCUAUUUAUUCCGGUGGAGGCGGAAAACGAUGGGACCACCCUGAGUAGCCUCGGCCUGGGCGGAGGGCAAUACAUCUGGGUGGUCGACAAAAAGGAGGAUGGUUCGGUCCAGAAAGAGAAGGUCUUCCAGGUCAGCUACGUGCCCUUGACAGACGCCCCGAGUGCAUGA